AACAAACUCUGCUGUAAAAAAAGGUUAUUGUAUUGAUAAGUAUCAUGUGACCUAGGCUUAGUUGACUCUCUCUCUCUCUGGCCCAUAUAAAAUAGCCUCUUUUUCCAACCAUUCCAACUACCAGGGCCGUGAAAAAGUGCAAUCUUUUUACUGUUGGCUUUCUUGGUUAUCGUCAUUGACUACCAUUUCAACAGUUUUCUUGAAAAAUCGGUGUGUGCGGUGAUGCUACAAUGUCUUCAAGCGUUUCAAGAUUUAUCAAGUGUGUGACUGUGGGUGAUGGUGCUGUUGGCAAGACUUGUAUGCUUAUUUGCUACACCAGUAACAAAUUUCCCACUGACUAUAUACCAACAGUGUUUGAUAAUUUCAGUGCAAAUGUGGUAGUUGAAGGAACUACAGUCAACUUAGGCCUCUGGGAUACAGCAGGCCAAGAAGACUACAAUAGGUUGAGGCCUCUGAGCUACAGAGGAGGGGAUGUGUUUGUCUUGGCAUUUUCAUUAGUCAGCCGCGCAAGCUACGAGAACAUAUUUAAGAAGUGGAUCCCUGAACUUAAUCAUUUUGCUCCCGGGGUUCCAAUUGUCCUUGUUGGCACCAAACUAGAUCUACGCGAGGAUAAGCAUUACUUAGCUGAUCAUCCUGGAUUAGUUCCCGUUACCACUGCACAGGGGGAGGAGCUCCGCAAGCAAAUUGGUGCCGCCUACUAUAUUGAAUGCAGUUCAAAAACUCAACAGAAUGUGAAAGCAGUUUUUGAUGCUGCUAUCAGAGUAGUCAUCAAGCCUCUGCAAAAGCAGAAGGAGAAGAAAAAGGCACGUCAAGGAUGUCUUGUGAAUAUCUUCUGCGGAAGAACGGUCUAGCAAGAAAGAAACGCUUCAAGUCCACUGUUCCAUCUGGUGUACACGCUAACGAGGAGAAAGAUGUUUAUAGUAUUAGUGUGGUAGACUAGUCUCUCCAGGCACAAUUCUUUUCAUCUGAGAAGACUGAAUCCGAUAAGUCGAGAACUAAUGUUUUUUUUUUGGAGUAAUGUAAAAACCUAGUAGUAGUAAUUACUACACUGAUUCUGGGUGCAGAUAUAUAUAGAUUACACAAAUGAACUGAA
Molecule: messenger RNA, 1093 nt
Organism: Salvia hispanica
Lineage: Eukaryota; Viridiplantae; Streptophyta; Magnoliopsida; Lamiales; Lamiaceae
Product: rac-like GTP-binding protein ARAC10
Biological process (GO): small GTPase-mediated signal transduction
Molecular function (GO): GTPase activity; GTP binding
Source: RefSeq, a predicted model, not a curated record